Capra hircus (goat) is the source of this 768-nucleotide messenger RNA. It is a transcript of the gene PVALB, whose product is annotated as parvalbumin. Gene Ontology annotation, cellular component: cytoplasm; nucleus. The record is from RefSeq and is a predicted model, not a curated record. The transcript has 6 exons. Bases 93 to 491 code for a protein of 132 amino acids. Gene Ontology annotation, molecular function: calcium ion binding. Lineage: Eukaryota; Metazoa; Chordata; Mammalia; Artiodactyla; Bovidae.
AACGGGAGUAGGGCCAAGGGCCCACGAGGAGUAGACCUGGCCCCCGUCGGUCCAGUAUACUGGAAGAGGCCGGACAUCCUCGGAGUUGCAGGAUGUCGAUGACAGACUUGCUCCACGCUGAGGACAUCAAGAAGGCAGUGGGGGCCUUUACCGCUGUCGACUCCUUUGACCACAAAAGGUUCUUCCAGAUGGUCGGCCUGAAGAAAAAGAGCCCAGAAGAUGUGAAGAAGGUAUUCCAUAUCCUGGAUAAAGACAAGAGUGGCUUCAUCGAGGAGGAGGAGCUGGGAUUCAUUCUGAAAGGCUUCUCCCCAGAUGCCAGAGACCUGUCUGUUAAAGAAACCAAGAUGCUGCUGGCUGCUGGAGACAAAGAUGGAGAUGGCAAGAUUGGGGCUGAUGUUUCAGAAGGGAAAGGAGAGGACCGAACCCGCCCAUCCUCUGAGCCUUUGCCUGCUCCCUCCUCUGCUCACCCCCCACCUUUCCUCUCUUCCUGAUCAGACGAUGAGGACACCAGACAGGUGGCCCCCUGGGGCCUCAGAAUUUUCCACUCUGGUGGCUGAAAGCUAAGAGGCUCUGACUGCCCGGAUCUUGCUCCUCUCUGCCCUGAACACCCGAUCUCAGCCCCUCUCGCUGCCCUCCUGCCUUUCUGUUCAGUUUGUUUAUGUUAUUUUUUACUCCCCCAUUCCCUGUGGUCCUCUCAUGACACCAAUAUUCUGGAAAAUGACAGAGAAACAAUAAAGGCUGUACCAAUCAGAUUCUGCUGCUGAAGGA